AUGUCUGUUUACUCGGCCAAGGAUUUCGAUUCACGGAACUACAACGAUAACAGGCCAACCUAUCCCGAUGAGUUUUACGAAAUUUUAAUGGACUACCAUCAAGGUCCUCGCUCUCUCGCUAUCGAUGUAGGAUGUGGCCCCGGAACUGCAACAUUUCACCUGGCAAGUGAAAUCAAAUCAAUUGACUGUAUCAUUGGUACCGAUGCUUCAAGUACCAUGAUCGAUACAGCAAGACAAUUACAGAAUGCCCAAAAAGUUGGGAAUUUAUCCUUCGAAGUGUCCCCCUGUGAAAAAUUUGAAUUUUUAGGUCCCGAAAGAACCAAUAGCCACUCCUGCGACUUGAUAACGGCUGCUGAAUGUGCUCAUUGGUUUAAUUUCGAGGACUUUCAGGAUUCUGCAUGGAAGAAUAUGCGUAGAGAUGGAACCAUCGCCGUCUGGGGCUAUUCUGACGCUCUAUUUGUCAAUUAUCCAGACCUAGACGACAUGAUGAACGGAAUAACCUAUAAUUCGGAUAAACUGGGUCCUUACUGGCAGCAACCCGGUCGCAACAUCCUUCGUGGAAUGUACAGUGAAAGAAAACUCGAUCCAACAAAAUUUAAAGACAUUCAGGACGUUUCCCUACACGUUUCUGACUACCGCACCGGAAAUAUUGACACUCUAAAUCCUAGACCUCUGAAAGUCUGUAAGAAGCAGACCAUCAUUCAAUAUGCAAAUUACAUUAAGUCAUGGAGUGCGUAUCAUUCUUGGAAGAAAGACCAGGAGAACGAAGAUUCUGAUAUCGUUGAUGAUUGGGUCCACAAGGUUCUUCAAGUCCAUCCCGAAUUAGCUCAUGAGCCACAGCUCAUUGCUUGGAAUACUUUCUAUAAGUUUGGAAGACGUCUGUAA
This is a messenger RNA of Zygotorulaspora mrakii, 885 nucleotides long. It is a transcript of the gene TMT1, whose product is annotated as trans-aconitate 3-methyltransferase. NCBI's taxonomy places the organism in Eukaryota, Fungi, Ascomycota, Saccharomycetes, Saccharomycetales, Saccharomycetaceae. The coding region runs from base 1 to 885 and encodes 294 amino acids. The record is from RefSeq and is a predicted model, not a curated record. The transcript has a single exon.